This is a messenger RNA of Podarcis muralis (Common wall lizard), 5888 nucleotides long. The record is from RefSeq and is a predicted model, not a curated record. Lineage: Eukaryota; Metazoa; Chordata; Lepidosauria; Squamata; Lacertidae.
GACCCCAUGGACCAGAGCACGCCAGGCACUCCUGUCUUCCACUGCCUCCCUGCAGUUUGGUCAGAGUACAGGUAUACAGGGCCAAAGCCAGUCAACAGGGCCCAGGGAAUUUCCUGGGUGAUGGCGAUGCCCGCCCUGCCUGCCCGCCUCUCUUCCCCUCCCCCACAGGGCUCCUAAGAGCUCCAGCACACUCGGGGCUGCUUGCAUCACAAUCGCCGCCCGUGUCAUCCCUAGCGCCAGGCUACCUGGGCUGCCUGCUUGUCUCCCUGGCUAGCAGUGGCAAGGAGAGGGGAUCCUAUGGCAGCUUGAACACCUGGAUGGCACCCUGACACCCUUCUGGGGCACUCCCAGGCAGCUCACUAUCCCUGCACCAAGACAUCUCGCAGGGGAUGGCCAUCUUCGCUCGUUAUGACGACUUGAAAAAGGAGAUUGAUGCCCUCGUGGCGGAAAAUGACGAGCUGAAGCACCUCAUACAGAUGCUCAAGGAGAACCAAGAGCUCAAGUCUAUCCUACGGAACCAGUACAAUGAAACCAACUUGAUCCCCAAGUUUGAAUCUACCCGGAUUGAUGCCACAAAUCCGAUCCUCAACAACGCCUUCCAGGACAGCCACAGCUGGGAGCAAGCCCGCUUCGCCCCCAACACCAACUUCAGGGUGACUGUACGCCGAAGGCUUCCAAGCGAUAGCCCUUCUUCAUCCAUUUCUCCGGGGGCUGCAACGAUGAUAAGAAGAUCCCCUCCUGGCCCACGGGUGUCCACGCCCCUCAACAUGACGGACAGAGCAGCAGGACUGCAGGUCGUCCGGUUUGCUCCUGACACCACAACAGCUAAUGCCGCUUUAUAUCCAGCCCAUCAGAGUCUUGCCACGUCCUCCUCUCAAAGUCCCAAAGGCUAUUGCUAUGAGUGCUCCUCUCCGGUGCAUCCACACCAUCCACAGACUUCCUCCUCCCAAAGUCCCAAAGGCUAUUGCUAUGAGUGCUCCUCUCCGGUGCAUCCACACCAUCCACAGACCUCCUCAACAACUUCCUCUGACCCCAGUAACACAAAUCUUGAGGGUGGCACAGUGUACACAGUGGGAGUCCCCCCACUCAGGUCCUUGCCCAGCUCCAUGUCCCCUGGGGUUGAUACAGUCGUCUUACCUCCAGGCCGCCCCAAAGUUGCCAGGACACAAACAGUAGACAUCACCACUCUCCAGCCCAGCUCUGGAGGCUCCUAUUCUCCAAAUGCCAACCAAACAAGAGAAAUUGAAUCAACUUGGUCUUGGCCCAGCUCCAUGUCCCCUGGGGAUGAUACAGUCUUCUUACCUACAGGCCGCCCCAGAGUUGCCAGGACACAAACAGUAGACAUCACCACUCUCCAGCCCAGCUCUGGGGGCUCCUAUUCUACGAAUCCGAACCAAACAAGAGAAAUUGAAUCAACUUGGCCCUGGCCCAGCUCCAUGCCCCCUGGGAAUUAUUCAGUCUUCCCUCCUCCAGGCCGCCCCAAAGUUGCCAGGACACAAACAGUAGACAUCACCACUCUCCAGCCCAGCUCUGGGGUCUCCUUUUCUCCAAAUGCCAACCAAACAAGAGAACUUGAAUCAACUUGGUCCUGGCCCAGCUCCAUGUCCCCUGGGGAUGAUACAGUCUUCCUACCUACAGGCCGCCCCAAAGUUGCCAGGACACAAACAGUAGACAUCACCACUCUCCAGCCCAGCUCUGGGGGCUCCUAUUCUACGAAUCCGAACCAAACAAGAGAAAUUGAAUCAACUUGGCCCUGGCCCAGCUCCAUGCCCCCUGGGAAUUAUUCAGUCUUCCCUCCUCCAGGCCGCCCCAAAGUUGCCAGGACACAAACAGUAGACAUCACCACUCUCCAGCCCAGCUCUGGGGUCUCCUUUUCUCCAAAUGCCAACCAAACAAGAGAACUUGAAUCAACUUGGUCUUGGCCCAGCUCCAUGUCCCCUGGGGAUGAUACAGUCUUCUUACCUACAGGCCGCCCCAAAGUUGCCAGGACACAAACAGUAGACAUCACCACUCUCCAGCCCAGCUCUGGGGGCUCCUAUUCUCCAAAUGCCAACCAAACAAGAGAAAUUGAAUCAUAUUGGUCCUGGCCCAGCUCCAUGUCCCCUGGGGUUGAUUUAGUCGUCUUACCUCCAGGCCGCCCCAAAGUUGCCAGGACACAAACAGUAGACAUCACCACUCUCCAGCCCAGCUCUGGGGGCUCCUAUUCUCCAAAUGCCAACCAAACAAGAGAAAUUGAAUCAUAUUGGUCCUUGCCCAGCUCCAUGUUCCCUGGGGAUGAUACAGUCUUCUUACCUCCAGGCCGCCCCAAAUUUGCCAGGACACAAACAGUAGACAUCACCACUCUCCAGCCCAGCUCUGGGGGCUCCUAUUCUCCAAAUGCCAACCAAACAAGAGAACUUGAAUCAACUUGGUCCUGGCCCAGCUCCAUGUCCCCUGGGGAUGAUACAGUCUUCUUACCUCCAGGCCGCCCCAAAUUUGCCAGGACACAAACAGUAGACAUCACCACUCUCCAGCCCAGCUCUGGGGGCUCCUAUUCUCCAAAUGCCAACCAAACAAGAGAACUUGAAUCAUAUUGGUCAUUGCCCAGCUCCAUGUCCCCUGGGGUUGAUUUAGUCGUCUUACCUCCAGGCCGCCCCAAAGUUGCCAGGACACAAACAGUAGACAUCACCACUCUCCAGCCCAACUCUGGGGGCUCCUAUUCUACGAAUCCGAACCAAACAAGAGAAAUUGAAUCAUAUUGGUCCUGGCCCAGCUCCAUGUCCCCUGGAGAUGAUACAGUCUUCUUACCUCCAGGCCGCCCCAAAGUUGCCAGGACACAAACAGUAGACAUCACCACUCUCCAGCCCAGCUCUGGGGGCUCCUAUUCUACGAAUCCGAACCAAACAAGAGAAAUUGAAUCAUAUUGGCCCUGGCCCAGCUCCAUGUCCCCUGGGGAUUAUGCAGUCUUCCCUCCUCCAGGACGCCCCAAAGUUGCCAGGACACAAACAGUAGACAUCACCACUCUCCAGCCCAGCUCUGGGGUCUCCUUUUCUCCAAAUGCCAACCAAACAAGAGAACUUGAAUCAACUUGGUCUUGGCCCAGCUCCAUGUCCCCUGGGGAUGAUACAGUCUUCUUACCUACAGGCCGCCCCAAAGUUGCCAGGACACAAACAGUAGACAUCACCACUCUCCAGCCCAGCUCUGGGGGCUCCUAUUCUACGAAUCCGAACCAAACAAGAGAAAUUGAAUCAUAUUGGCCCUGGCCCAGCUCCAUGCCCCCUGGGGAUUAUUCAGUCUUCCCUCCUCCAGGCCGCCCCAAAGUUGCCAGGACACAAACAGUAGACAUCACCACUCUCCAGCCCAGCUCUGGGGUCUCCUUUUCUCCAAAUGCCAACCAAACAAGAGAACUUGAAUCAACUUGGUCCUGGCCCAGCUCCAUGUCCCCUGGGGAUGAUACAGUCUUCUUACCUACAGGCCGCCCCAAAGUUGCCAGGACACAAACAGUAGACAUCACCACUCUCCAGCCCAGCCCUGGGGUCCCCAACUCUCAGGAUACCACCCAGAAUGCCUCUCUCAAUGUUACCCGGGAUGCUUCUCAAAAUGCCUCUCAAAAUGCCUCACAGAAUGGUCCUGUCUCAGUGCUAAAUCUCUCAGGCCCUCUAAACAGUGCUGAUGUUGCUCAGCACUGGUGGGAGUCUCGGCCUUUCACCCCUCCAAGUGCAGCACUCAAUGCCUAUGUAUGCCAAGCAUGGCCUGCCAUGAGCAUGCCAGCACUGCAGCAGGCAUUGGCGCUGGGGCAAGCAAUGCAGCAGGCACAAAUCCUGACUCCAAGGAAUGAGAAGCUAUUGGGAGGGGUAAAGGAACUAAGGCACGCCCAAGCAAUGACACAGCGACAGGCAAUGGAGCGGGAGCAGAUGCAGCCUAGGGAGUGGGCGCAGGCACCCGUAGUGACCCAGGCACCAAGACUGACACAGCAGCAGGCAUUCGAGAGAGCACAGGCACAGCAAUGGGUGAAGACCUGGGCAGAGAUGGAGCAAACAGCACGGCGACAGGAAAUGGAGCGGGCACACUGGGCCCAGGCCCAGGCCCAGGCCCGGGCCCAGGCCCAGGUAAUGACCCAAGCACAAGCCCAGGCACUUGCACAGCCUAUAAUCCUGAGAAGCCCUGCCCCUUUCAUACUGCAAUCCCCACUUGUUGGUAGGGAAGCCAUGCCACCCCCUUUCCAACUACCCUCUCCCGAAGCCAUGCCACCAACCCACCUUCCUGCUAAUCCACUCCAAGCCCCACAGAAAUAUCCCGAUGUGAAGCCAAAGGAGCGCAGAGCCUCCAUUAAGCAAGAGACUGACAUGAAGACCAGCAGCGAUGCCAAAGGAAAAGAAACCAGCAAGCAAGAGCGCAUCGUGGGCGAAAUUGCAUUCCAACUGGACCGCAGGAUUCUCUCCAGCAUCUUUCCUGACCGCGCGCGCCUCUACGGUUUCACCGUCCGCAACAUCCCUGAGAAAGUUGCACAGAGUGGAGCUGACCCCUUCCUGCAGCUGACAACAGAGCAGGCUUCAACCAUCAUGGAGCGCUACAAUAACAUCAUGGACCGCCUGAAGCAGCUGGGCUAUGACCCAAGCGUUCACCCUACCCUGACGGAGCACAUUGUCAACACUUUUGGCAUCCUCCGGGAUCGGCCAGACAUGACAGGCGCAGAGGCAGCCGCCUACAAUGACAUAAAGUAUCUGCAGGAGGUGGUCAAGAAUGCCACCCCUCCAGACAUGUUCAACAACUGCAUGCUGCUCCUCAACUGCCUCCAUCAACUGUCUCAGGAUGACGGGAAGCCCUUGUUCAUAUGGUGAACCUCCCAUCCCCCCCACAGUGCGCACUGUAUCACUGCAAACACAAUAAACCAUCUGAAAAUGUCUAGUGAGUCUUCUUGUGUAACCCGCAGACAAUUUGUGCCACCUUGUCCAGUUUCAUGAUUUGGGAGAGGGCCAGUCUGGUGUCCGGCCCCCUCUUGGCCCUCUUCAGAAGUGCAUUAAUUGCCAGCAAGCCAGAACAUAAAGAGCAAGGGGUGGUCAUGAUUAGAAAUAUACUGAAAUUCAUUGUUACAGGAGGAUAUUCAAAGGGUAAAAGGUUGGCAUGAGGCAGGGUUUGCUUUAUGGGAAAUGGUCUGCUUGAGUGAUGACGGAUCUGGUAAGCCAUGAUUGUUUCAUAAGCAAUAACUAUUUCCAUAAGCCAUAAUUACGACAAGACUUGCUACUGAAAAAUAAUCAAUGUUAAGAUGCUCUGUAGUGAUGUAUUAACUCCAUUCUGCACUCUGUAUUCUAAUACUGGUAUUAAUAGCUGGUUAGUAAAAAAAGUAACUUUUCAUCAAACUGGUCUUAGAAAUGCUGGUGUUAAAUAAAUAAUUUCUCUGUGCCUUCUGCUUCAACAUUUGUCUGAAGGUGGCAGCUGGGCUUGGAAACUAAAUGCCAAAAAGCAAAACAAAGUCUAUUGUGAUUUCAAAGGACAGGAGUGUAAAUCAGUGAAUUCUCAGGCAGGGCUUCACCUGUCAGAGGAGGCGACUUCUUUGCCAAACCUGCCCUCCACCAAAGGGCAGCAGCAGCACCCUUCUCCUCCCUGGCUAUUCUCUCUCUUCCUGUUGAUCUCUGGCGAGUGCUUUUGGCAAAUCUUCUCACUGCACAAAGUGUGUUGUUUUUAAUCUCCUCCAAGGUUAGGCCAGGAGGGUGCAGUGGCUCACACCGGCCACCACAGCAGCAAAAGGAGCAUCUCGGUGCUAUCUUCAUUUCUGAAUUUUCUGAUUGUUUGCAAAGGGGGGGGGGGAGAUAGUCUUUCACUCAGACACUGACAUCUCUAGUGGUCAAAGUGUCCUGUCAGUGAAUGCUGAGGGCUCUGAAAAAUGAAAUGAAGGGGUUUCUAGCGAU